This is a messenger RNA of Endocarpon pusillum Z07020, 4464 nucleotides long. RefSeq lists its product as uncharacterized. Gene Ontology annotation, biological process: regulation of transcription by RNA polymerase II. The coding region runs from base 1 to 4464 and encodes 1487 amino acids. Gene Ontology annotation, molecular function: transcription coregulator activity. The transcript is spliced from 2 exons. NCBI's taxonomy places the organism in Eukaryota, Fungi, Ascomycota, Eurotiomycetes, Verrucariales, Verrucariaceae. The record is from RefSeq and is a predicted model, not a curated record. Gene Ontology annotation, cellular component: mediator complex.
AUGACCACUAUCCCCCAGGCCGGUACUCAUCGGCCUCCUACCUUUCCCACGUCUGCCACGCCCCAUAGACCAUUGAAGAGGCAAGCUUCUAUAACUACUAUUGGGAAGAUAGACGGCGAAAUUCUCAGACAUCCGGCAGAAGAGGACUCUGUCUCGAAAAGACAGAAGCGAGACACUCCCUUCUCAACUGCAAAUACAUCCAAUUCGCCCUCUCACGAAAUAAAUAUAGGCAAACCAACAGCAAACAGGCUCGCUCGAGCUAGGGAUACCAAGCGUCUGCCGCUGGAGCUGAUUGAUGGGUUUUUCGUUGGAUCAGAAGGAGUUCAGGAUUCGCAUGCCCAAUCUCCGGUUGGGGGUCGUUCUAGCCCACCAUCUCUUCCCCAGCGACCAUGGAAGCACAACUCGGUGGCCAGGAAGGUGAACAAGGGAGGCUUAAACAAUACGGGAGUGAGAAAAAGAGAUGAUAUCCAGGUCCAAAGUGUGCCUUAUAAGACCGAGCCCCCUCGAGACGCUCCCACGUUCAUGGCAGAUAAUAGAGCAGACUUUGCUCCCUGGCUCGGAAAUCAUCCGGAAGAUGUUUUGAAUGAGCAGACCGUCAAGCAUGGCUUUGUCGACAGGACACCAGUAUCACAAUAUGAGACGAAUACAGCAAGACAAUCUUUAUAUGGUCUCUUCAGGCAUAGAUCUGGGCUUCAAACUUUGUCCGCUCUCUUCGCGUCCGUUGUGGAAAAGCGAGAAGCCUAUAGCAAGAUGUCUCCGGGCUCUGCCUUCAAACCGCCUCCUCGUGUUACUCUGACUGAAGCAAAGAGAAGGGCGUGGCUUAGCGAUCUCGCUAACCCGGCUGUCCCUCUUCGGAAGUUGAGUCGAACUAUUCCACAAGGUAUCAGGGGUCAAACUCUUCUUGAUCAAUGCAUGGCGAAUAACGUUCCUAUUGGUCGUGCGCUUUGGCUCGCGAAGUGUGUCGGUGCGAAUGAAAUUCGCACUUUGAAAAGGAAAGGCACGAGUGGGGCCUUUGCCGCCGGAGCAGAGAUCAAAUGGCUACGGGAUUGGACAACUAAUAUUGAGCAGUUCCUGGAAAGUAGCAUGGAGCACAGCGGACAACCAGACUGGCGACCGAGGACUCACUAUUCUUUGAGUCUUGUCAUUCGGCUCUAUUCGGAGUGCCUGUUGGAUCGCGACCAUUAUCUGGAUUGGGUUGUAAAGUCCUUGUCCUCCGCUAGCCCAGUCUGCCUGCCGGUUUGGCUGAUGAUGGUGAAUCUCCAUAAACCAGACUUGGUGAAGCACCGCAAAAGAGGAAGAUCUCUUGCCGAAUACCUUCUCGAGAGGCUUUCUAAUGUGGCAGGACAUCCCCAGAGCCCAUUGACCCCUCUAGUCGGAAAAUUGAAGCACAUCUUGCGAUGGAUGAUCCAGUCUAACAUAGCAUGUUUCGUCAUGCCUCGAACAUGGAGCAAGUACAGAGAUGCUCUAGAGAGCUGUUUUAAUUCGGAUGUUGUGCCUGAUAAGAUUAUUCUGAAGCAAUUGGUGCAUAGGAAUGAGAGGCUUUCUUUUGCCUCCGGUCCAACGACGUCGGUACCGCGUACACCACGUCAAAUCGUCUUGCAUAUUCUUGACACAGCCAGCUCACCUUUCGACAUCCGCAAGAUCACGCAGGAUUGUCAGACUGCAUGCCAGGACGCCGAUGUGCUUAUCAAAAUUGUCCUGGAGUGGUGCUCGUCCCGUUUCCGUACCGGACAGUACAGAGUAUAUUUAGCCGUCCAGCUUAUCCGAAUCUGUCAAGAAGAGGCCGACGUCAACUCAGCCGUGACUGACUUUCUUGCGCUGCAGCAUACCCAGGUGUUCUGUGACGUUCGUUGCCUAAGCCUGCUUGUCUCGGAGUUGGUUCGGUCCAAGGUUUUUGCAUUGGGCAGAUAUCUGCAGUGGCUGACCGCCAGUGGAACUUUGCGGUGUGACUCUUUCCAGACAGAUUCCUCCGAUUUGUUCUCCCAUACCAACGAAGAUUCCAUGAAAGCGGAAGGCUCGCUAAGUUUCCGCCCUGCUCAAGUUCUCACUAUGGUUCCAUUAUCCAGUCUCAAGCCAUCUGUCAGAAACCUCAGAAACAUCUUGCUUGCUCAGGUUGGGUUCUCCGCUGGUUGCGAAGCUCAUUUGCUUGACUUCUGUAAGCGCCAUAUGGCUAUGCAACUGCCCCGAAUCUUGGGCUCUGAGGUCGAUCCAAUACUUGAUACUUCUGUUUGUGAUUUUGCGGAGCUUAGUCGGUCCACGAAAGUCGAGUUAGCCUUGUUUCUAAAACACCAGACCGAGUCGUUCACAACCCCAAAGAUAAGCUCAGGCGCCAAAGAUAAUGGUCAAAGUCCACCUACAUUGCUCAUUACCGAUGCUGAAUUUAGGCUGAUACGAAGACUUUGCGAAAACCUUGACGACUUGUCUGUUCUAGCAGACAUCAUAUCGUUGUGCACCUCCUCGGCCGAUGAAAUGUUGCUUGCAUCGAUAACGGAUACUGUCAGUUACCAUCUUGAUGCUUUCUCCGCUCUAGGGGCAUUUGAAGAUCUGCAUUCAGGGCUGUUCCAAGCAUACAUGUGCAUGCGUACAAACAGCGAAUUGCCUCGUCACUUUAUCGUCUCGUUGGUCUCACUUGGGUCGCUUGUCUCCAGUAAUCUUGUGUCACUUUCCAUACUUCAACAAGACCUGGCGAGAGGUGACAGAAGUCUUGCAGUAGCUGCCUGCUCCCCUGUGUCUGAUGGUAUGGCAGAAUCGUUGCAGCAAGCUGGUCCAAGCUUCAUAGAAAGAUUUGAAACCGUUCUCUCAACUGGUAAUCGGAUGGAAGAGCAGACGAUGACACAAUUGUUCAAUGUCCUGGCUCGGCGAUUAGAGAAAGGUCACUACCAGAUUCAAGCAGAGAACGAUGAGGUAUUGUGCGCUUUAUAUGCCCGUCUGAGGGUCUACCGCUUAGCACAGUUUGAGGCCUUGAUCGCCACGUGGCUGCGAAAAAUUCUUAAUACAGCCAACUCACGGGUAAAGCAGCUACUACCAGUUCUCAUCAGCACUAACUGCAUUUCUUUUGAAGCAUUUGUCGAUAUCCUUAUUGAGGCCAUGGACGAUAACGAGGAUCCCACCACUGAAGUCUUUCCGGUGCGUUCUCACCUCAUAGGCUUUCUGGCAAUGAUCGUCGCUGCGGAGAAUGGCUUAGACUCAGUAUCAUACAAGCUCAAGCUCGAAAACGCUCGACAUAUCAACACAAGUCCACACCGUGCCUUAGAAUUGCGGGCUAGAGCUGGGUUUGACAAUAAUUUAAAGGGCGCACAACCUUGGGACAAUCUACUGAUUAGACUUGUGCUGAGCGACGGGAAAAUUGACGCGUUGUCGGCAACAGUUUUUGAUGGUGCCCUCGAAUCUGUCCUUAAUGGUCUGCUUCGGUUGCCACGCGAUGUCUCAGUGUUUGAUUUCUCCGAGCUUGCGAAGAAUACAAAUGAUCUAUCAAUGCCUUUCUGCCGCCUUCGACUCCAGUUGUGGGCUGCUGCUUCUUCGCUUUCUUCUCUUGCAUCAGGACAAGAAGCCGUGGUCGAGACUCUUUUUGACCUUGCGAAAUCCGAGAGUGACAGCUCGUGGAUAUAUUACACCAAAGCGAUUGGCGUCGAAGCUGCGUCUAGACUCCGUGGGAAGGCUGAGGAAGCAUUCUUUGCGCUGCCAAUUAUCCCUCUUUCUGGACGAACGCCCUCAACGGCGCUGCCCCGAGCAGCUUACAUCGACCAGGCCGGCAAGUAUCUGAGAAUUGUGUCUUCAACAGCAUACAGCAUACCUCCAGGUGGAGUUCAGGGAAUCAUUUCCAUCCUGGUCGACAGGUUUGCCGUUGUGCUACGUGGACUAACUGGGGAAAAGACAGCAGCAAACAGCGACAACAUCAACCCGGUCACCACUCAACCUGUUGCAUCCAGCGAGGAGUCAGCACCCAGACGUUUCGGCCAUAUGAUCACCUACCUGACGCUACUAAUUCGGAUGACCUCCAUACAUCGAACUGGCUUUGUGUCUUCUCGUGUCGAACCCCUCUCCUUGCCAGUCGCGUCACAAAAGCAAAGUCAACAGGAUGUGGUGAAGAUUCUUGUUCUUCUGGUCAACAUUGCGCUACACCCUUCACUGGACGCUGAACCGUGUGUGGCAGGUCACAUCUUGGAUGUGGCAGCUGCGAUCGUGGACGACGCCUCUGAGGAAGUGAGGGCGCUCUGUGCACGAAUCUUGAAAGACAAGAUGCGGGACCAGCGGGCUGAGUACCUUUUCGGCAGCGCCAACGCCACUAAGGGCAUCGGUUCUCUGCAGCGCAAUUCUCAGGCAGGUUGGACCACCGACGGACUGCACAUCGUGAAGGAUGGCAAGAGAGUAGGUGAUUAUAGGUCUCGGAAUUGGGAGAUGCUCGAGGGCGGCGCGGAGGCUAGUAUCAGCCUUUCACUGUUCGAAACCAAGAGGGAAGUUUGA